This is a messenger RNA of Solanum lycopersicum (tomato), 1455 nucleotides long. RefSeq lists its product as uncharacterized. Lineage: Eukaryota; Viridiplantae; Streptophyta; Magnoliopsida; Solanales; Solanaceae. The record is from RefSeq and is a predicted model, not a curated record. Gene Ontology annotation, biological process: shoot system development; root development.
UUGUUGGUUGAAGCCUCUGACAGAUAGAACCAUAACAAAAUAAUUAAAAAACCCACACUUUGUUCACAUGUACAUCACAUUGACACAUAAUUCCAAAUUAACUAUUCUUUUCUCCCAACUUUUGUCUCCUUCCAUGAUAUUUUGCAUAUAUAAAACAACCAGCUUAAAGAAUGAUUCAUGAACAUAACCUGUUUUGUAAAAGGAAAAAAAAAAUGAACCUUUCAACAAUUCGAACAAUGGCUGCUCUUUCCCCAAGGUCUCAUUCUCAUAACUCUUACCGUACCCGUUGUGUUAGUUUUCCUGCUAGAUCACACCCCAGCACAAUCAAGAUUGAGCAAGUUUUGAACAAAAUCAAAACUUGGGAAUCAUCUUCUCCUUUAUCUCCAAAAGCAGAAGAAAAAACCCAAAAUGCCCUGUCAAGCGGCCUUGUAGAAUUGUACGAGUGUAUAGAGGAACUCCUUGCGUUGCCAAUGACUCAGAGGGCGCUUCUCCAGCAUCAAGAUGACAAUUUUGUGAAGGAAUUGCUGGAAAGAUCAGUGAGAUUCAUAGAUAUCUGUAGCAAUACAAGGGAUACCGUUAUGUGUUUGAAAGAAAGCGUGAGAGAACUACAAUCCGCGCUUCGAAGAAGCAAAGCUGGAGAUGAUUUAUUGACUAUUGAGGGUAGUGUUAGUGCUUAUAUUUCUUCAAGAAAAAACGCUCAAAAGGAAAUUGAAAAAUCCCUUACUAUACUGAAACAGAUACAUAACACCCCAUCAGCCACAAUGAAAGACUCUCAGCUCUCUGCUAUAAUAAGAGUUCUUGAAGAUGCCAGUUUCACAACUAUUUCUACUUUCCAGUCAUUGCUGAUGUUUCUUUAUGUGCCAGCCUCGAAACCAAAGUCCAAUAAAUGGUCAUUGGUUUCGAAGCUAGUACAUAAAGGGGUUGUAGGCAGUGAAGGGCAAAGGGAAAAGCUAACUGAGUUGGAGAAAGUUGACACUGCACUCAACAGCUUGCUGGAUCAUGUUUCUGGACAUGAAGAGGAAGUGGAAAGUUUUGAAUUUGCACAAAAGAAUCUGGAGAAUUUGGAGAGUAGCAUUGAGGAUCUUGAAAAUGGAUUGGAAAUGUUGUUCAAGCUUUUGAUCCGGACAAGGGUGUCUCUACUCAACAUACUUUCUCUCAGUAGAUAAAUUGAGUUUUACAGAUUAGUGCCAAAAUUUUGCAGAGGUGCUAAUUCUGGCCAAGAUUAGUUAUUAUUUGGACUUGAGGCCCAAAGAAGUCCAAGAGUGUGUGCAAGUAACAUGUAGCUGUCAAUGGGCUGAUAUGAUAUGAGUAGGCCCAUUCAGUAUUUCAGUCCAUUAAGGGAUUUUAGCCCUUUCUUGUGUAUGUUCAUUCUGUACUAUAUAAUCCAUUAAUUAAUGGAUCUAAUUGCUCAUUGUGUAUGAAAUUUGUGAAUUUUUUUUUUGGAUGCUUCUUAAA